AUGUUGGCACACAAAAUAUUUUUUCUUCUCGCUCGCUUAUAUGCCACCAGCAUCGCGAAGAUUGCUGUUCUUUUAUUUUCCUGGUUAAGUUUUCUUCUCUUUCUCAUUUUCCAUUUUACUGUUUCAGUUAUUCUCACUUUGUGCUAUUCAUUGUGUCUCUCUUGUUUUUCUGACGAUCUUUUCACUUUCUUUAUCUUUCGGCAUUUUCUCACCCACUCCCACUCUCUCUUUUCUAUGUUCACCUAUCUGCUAUUUCGUUUUCCCCUACUGAUAUAUUUGAUUUUUUUUCUCUCCGUCUCUGCUAUGUCACUUCCUCUCUUUAUUUCACAAUGGUAUAUCUCUCUCUCUCUCUCUCUCUCACACACACACACACAAUGGUAUCUCUCUCACUUUCACAAUGGUCUCUUUCUCUCUCACAGUGGUAUCUCUCUCUUUCUCUUUCACAGUGGUAUCUCUCUCUCUUUCACAGUGGGAUUUCUCUCUCUCUCCCUUUCACAGUGGUAUCUCUUUCUCUCUCUCUCUCUUUCACAAUGGUAUUUCUCUCUCUUUCUCUCUGUGAUUUCUUUCUUUCUCUCUCUCUCUCUCUUGUUCUUUCUCUCUCUCCCUCUCUGUGCCAUUUCCCCCUUUCUCUGUCAUUUCACAUUCUCUCUCUUUGUCAUUUCUUUUUCUUUCAUUUCUCUCUUUCUUUCAUUUUUCUCUUUUUCUUUCAUUUUUUAUCUCUCUCUUUAUUUUCUCUCUCCCUCUUUCUGCCAUUUUUCUCUCUCCAUCUUUCUGUUGUUUUUCUCUCUCUCGCCCUCUUUCUGUCAUUUUUUCUCUCUCUCCCUCUUUCUGUCAUUUUUUCUCUCUCCUCCCUCUUUCUGUCAUUUUUCUCUCUCUCUCCCUCUUUCUGUCAUUUUUUCUCUCUCUCUCUCCCUCUUUCUGUCAUUUUUUCUCUCUCUCUCUCUCUUUCUGUCAUUUUUUCUCUCUCUCCUCUUUCUGUCAUUUUUUCUCUCUCUCUCUCCCUCUUUCUGUCAUUUUUUCUCUCUCUCCCUCCCUCUUUCUGUCAUUUUUCUCUCUCUCUCUCCCUCUUUCUGUCAUUUUUUUCUCUCUCUCUCUCCCUCUUUCUGUCAUUUUUCUCUCUCUCUCUUCCCUUUCUGUCAUUUUUCUCUCUCUCUUCCCUCUUUCUGUCAUUUUUUCUCUCUCUCUCCCUCUUUCUGUCAUUUUUUUCUCUCUCCCCUCUUUCUGCCAUUUUUUCCUUCUUUCUUAUCCUGUCAUUUCCCUUAUUUCCGUUGUCUCUCUCUCUCUCAUUUCCCUCUUUCUCGUUCUGUCAUUUCACUCACUUUCUCUCUCUUUCUAUUUAUAUCAUUUCUCUCUUUUUCUUUCUGUCAUUUUUCUUCUUUGUCAGUUUCUCUCCUUUUCUGA
Messenger RNA from Acanthosepion pharaonis, 1401 nucleotides. The record is from the annotation of a GenBank genome assembly. NCBI's taxonomy places the organism in Eukaryota, Metazoa, Mollusca, Cephalopoda, Sepiida, Sepiidae.